UGUCCGCCUCAUCUCUUAUCACAUUAUUUGGUUAUCCAUUAGUUCACGAUCCCAUCUCACUUUGCGCACUUGAUAACUUUUUCGCUCGCGGUGCCCACGAUUUUCGCACGGACGGAUUUGAUACUGUGUAUUCGACGCUCAAGACACUCAUUUUGCGCCCGUCGAUUGACUUUAAUGACUUUUGCACAUACCUUACACUCAGUUUACAUACGUUCCUGUGUUGUGUGAAUUUUCUCCCGAGUAUUAUUGAUUUGAAUUCAAGAAUCUCCGUUCUAAAAAAUUAAACGUUUUUCGUCUUAUCCGGUGAGCGAUUCAUGGUUAAACGAUUAAGCUCCCUGUGAAAAGUCAGUGAUGAAAAAAUUUUAUUCGAUAAAACGUCUCAAGUGGCUGCAAAUUGUGUAGCGGUGAACGGAACACGUGGUCGGAUUGCGAGGAGUGUCCUAGAAACAAUUUCUCUCAUUUGUGUCCCGGAUUAUUCUGUCUAAGAUGUGUUUUAGAGUGAUAGUGGCGGUAAUAUUAUGCAUUCCGGCGAGCAGGGCAUAUUGUGGUGGUAGCUACGGCCCGUGUUAUUCCUCAUACCCACAAUCUUACUAUUCACCAAAGAAAUUCAUCCCGGCGCCCAAAGGUCAAACGCCAACUUGCGCUGUCCCGGGUUUAACUUUCUGUGAUCAUGUCGACAACUAUCCAAAGCAAAUUGUAAAGCAUCUCAUCGAAAACAUGGAAUUCAACUUCAACACCCUGUUCCGAGACGAGUCCAAAGACAACUUCGGAAAGAGGGAUCCUGUUCCAUAUGGUGUACAUCACGAUUCAGGCAAAGGAUUCCAAGGCUAUGACUAUAGUCCUGCUGUGAUGUCACCACCACAACAUCAUCCUUUUGAUCAACCGACUCCUUUCCAGAGUAAUUCUCAAGCUCACCGGCACUAUGAUGAAAGGAGACUCCCUUCAUUCACGACUAAUGCGCCGGAGAAGGGAUAUCCAUCCUUCACUACUGCCGAACCUCCUCAUUUUUCGGACAAAAAACUAUCAGCCUUGACCAAUGAUGUGCCCUAUACGGAUCCCUUCUAUGAUAAUUUUUUUAAGUCAGAUUCAACUUAUUACAACAAUCCAUCAGAUUGGUUUAGUAGAUUAAAGCGCUCAAAUCAGAGUGAAGGAUUUUCUUUAGCACCAAGAGCUCGGCGACAAGCGAGUGGCGGUUUUACGGAGACACUGUGCCCAACUAGGUCAAUGUAUGUUAUGCCUCAGGCUGCACUAAAUAACCAAGGAUCUUGGAAGUAUGUUGUGAAUCUUGGUGACAAACCUACACAAUUUGUCCAAAGUGAAGUUUGUGUAUCCUCUCAAUGUAAUAGUCUGUGUUCCCUUCCUAAUGGUUACAACUCAAGAUGUGAGCAGAAGUACGUUCAGAAACGUCUAGUAGCAUUAAGUGAUGAUGGUAAUAAUAUCUAUAAUGAUAUCUUUUGGUUUCCUCAUGGCUGUGUUUGUCAAUUUUCUACUCCUGUCUAAUUUAAUCAUUGUAAUUUAUCUUUGUAAAAUAAAAUUUUUGCGUUAACUUGAA
Bemisia tabaci is the source of this 1552-nucleotide messenger RNA. It is a transcript of the gene spz5, whose product is annotated as spatzle 5. The record is from RefSeq and is a predicted model, not a curated record. Gene Ontology annotation, biological process: central nervous system formation; innate immune response. Lineage: Eukaryota; Metazoa; Arthropoda; Insecta; Hemiptera; Aleyrodidae. Gene Ontology annotation, cellular component: extracellular region. Gene Ontology annotation, molecular function: Toll binding; growth factor activity.